GCAGAGCUGAGGGAACUCUAGCUGCAGGAUGUUCUGGAAACUGGUCCUGCCGGCUCUUCUGAGCUGGACCCUCUGCGCAUCCUCGGAAACCAAGAAGCUUCGGCCGCGUGGCUCCAUCCCGCCUCUCUACAAGCAUAACGACAACAGGCUCUCGGCUUCCCCGUCCUUCACGUUAGCGUCGCCUCCUCACCGGCCCGUGAAGCAUCACAAGGGCGAACAGGAGGGGCUGCUGUCCAGUCGCGAGGCGCUGGUGGUGACUGAGCGCCGGUACCUGAAGAGCGACUGGUGUAAAACCCAGCCGCUGAAGCAGACACUCAGCCUGGACGGCUGCGUGAGCCGGACCAUCGUCAACCGCUUCUGCUACGGCCAGUGCAACUCCUUUUACAUCCCCCGGCACCAAGCGUCCUGGGACCGGCCCCGGGGUCGGGAACGGUCGGCGAAGCCUGAGCGCGACACGUCGUUCCAGUCGUGCUCUUUCUGUAAGCCUCAGCAGAUUUCCACCAUAACGGUCCGACUGCUCUGUCCCAGGCUACAGCCGCCCUACAGGUACCGGAAGGUCCAGCGCAUCAAGGAGUGCAGGUGCAUGUCCAUCAGCGUGCAGUGA
Trichomycterus rosablanca is the source of this 604-nucleotide messenger RNA. It is a transcript of the gene grem2a, whose product is annotated as gremlin 2, DAN family BMP antagonist a. The record is from RefSeq and is a predicted model, not a curated record. Gene Ontology annotation, molecular function: receptor ligand activity; BMP binding. The transcript is spliced from 2 exons. NCBI's taxonomy places the organism in Eukaryota, Metazoa, Chordata, Actinopteri, Siluriformes, Trichomycteridae. Gene Ontology annotation, biological process: animal organ morphogenesis. The coding region runs from base 29 to 604 and encodes 191 amino acids.